AUGACUGCCUUUUGCAUGAUGAAACUUUUAUGUCAAGCAACCAGAAAUGAGAAUAGAUAUGCAAAAAGAUUCCUUGGUACUCUUCUGACACAAACACCACAAAAGAGGGUCUUUUCUCCAUUCUGGAUGGUGGUACCUGACCCUAGAAAGUCAACUGUGUUUGGACUUGCUCAACCAUUUUGUACAGCUGAAAAAUCUCACACAGAACCAAAAAGGAAAGCAGCAUUUGGAAGUGUUGGGCGAAGAAUUCCCUAUCGGAUUGUGCACGUAAUCAGCCAGGAUGGAGAGAGCUUAGGAAAUAUGCACCGAGCAGAGGCACUCAAACUUAUGGAUCAACAUGACCUGAAACUAGUUCUCCUUCGUGAGAAUGCAGAACCUCCUGUAUACAGACUAAUGACUGGGCAGCAGAUUCAUGAAGAACAGCUUAAACGUGCAGAGAUGAAAAAAGCAAGUCCAAAACCAGGGAUGGUUCAGAAGGAGUUAUCCUUUUCUUCAGCUAUUGCCAAGAACGACUUAGAGACCAAGACUAAACAGAUAGCACAGUGGAUUGAAAAGAAAUACCAUGUUAAAGUUACCAUCCGGCAAGCAAAAGAUAGCAAUACAGACAUGUUCAUGCUUUUUGAUCAGAUUUUGGAGACUAUGUCAGAGAAAGCCACUUAUCUUUCCAAGCCGAAAGUUACUAGAGAAGGAGCAAGUACCUGUAUUUUGAGACACAUGUCUGACAAAGAGUUGAAAGCAUACCAGAAGAUGGAAAAACAGAAAAACAGUACAGUAAAGAAAGAAGAAAAUGAAGAUCUGAAGUCAAAUGAGUCGCAUCAGUGACUUUAUGAAGAGGUGUAAACAAUAUUAAUGUCUUAUUUAAAAAAAAACAAACUAUAAACUUAAUAAAGUUAUGGUUGAGCUUUGCACUGGUCAUUCC
Molecule: messenger RNA, 919 nt
Organism: Fulmarus glacialis (Northern fulmar)
Lineage: Eukaryota; Metazoa; Chordata; Aves; Procellariiformes; Procellariidae
Gene: MTIF3
Product: mitochondrial translational initiation factor 3
Exons: 3
Coding region: 1-822 (273 amino acids)
Biological process (GO): mitochondrial translational initiation; ribosome disassembly
Cellular component (GO): mitochondrion
Molecular function (GO): ribosome binding; translation initiation factor activity
Source: RefSeq, a predicted model, not a curated record